AUGAAGUUUUCUCUCGUUGCCUCGGUCGUGACGGCCUUUUCAGCCGGCGCAAAUGCAUAUGCUAUAUCUGCUGAAGACGCCUAUCUCGAAGGCUUGACUGCGCUUGGUCACCUGCGACGAGCUCUCCCCAACUCUCCCAAUGGUUAUACUCCUACGUCGAGGGACUGUCCAAGCAAUGCACCCUCAGUGAGGGCCGCUGCCGAGCUUUCGUCACAAGAGACGGCAUGGCUAGAAAGAAGAAGAAACAAUACAGUCGAGCCUAUGCGAGACCUGUUGACGCGGCUCAAUAUAACGGGAUUCGAUGCUGGCUCAUACAUUGACAGAGUUUCAAAUAAUGCUUCGGAGCUGCCCAAUAUCGGUAUUGCGGUGUCUGGAGGCGGCUGGCGUGCCUUGAUGAAUGGCGCAGGCGCCAUCAAGGCAUUCGACUCCAGAACAGACAACAACACAGGCCGUGGUCAAUUGGGUGGUCUGCUGCAGUCCGCAACAUACCUGGCUGGUCUCAGUGGGGGUGGUUGGCUGGUUGGCUCCAUUUUCAUAAACAAUUAUACGACAGUGGGCGCUCUACAGUCGCACGACGCGGGCUCUACGUGGCAGUUCGAGAAUUCGGUUCUUGAAGGUCCAGAUAAGGGUGGCCUGCAGAUUCUCGACACCGCUCAAUACUAUGGUAGUCUCUCCGAUGCUGUCACUGGAAAACGAGAUGCCGGGUUCGAUGUUUCGUUGACUGAUGUCUGGGGUCGAGCAUUAUCCUUCCAGUUGAUUAAUGCGACCGAUGGAGGCCCAGCCUACACAUGGUCCUCAAUCAGCCUCGCUCAGGAUUUCCAAGACGCCAACACACCAUUUCCAAUUCUCGUCGCAGAUGCUCGAGCACCAGGGGAAACUCUGAUUCCAGGAAACACCACUGUCUAUGAGUUCAACGCAUUCGAAAUGGGAACAUGGGACCCGACCGCUUACGGCUUCAUACCGAUGCAAUAUUUGGGCACCAAUUUCACCGCUGGAAGCGUACCUAACAAUGACCAAUGUGUUGUUGGUUUCGAUAAUGCUGGAUUCAUCAUGGGUACUUCAUCAUCUCUCUUCAACCAAUUUCUCCUCAAUCUGAAUGGUACCGAUAUUCCACAGUCACUCAGAGAUAUCGUUUCCAGUAUUCUGAACACACUGAGUUCGGACAACAAUGAUAUCGCCGAUUAUACACCAAAUCCGUUCUUUCACUACAACCCGCAAAGCAACCCGUCCGCGAAUUCAUCUCGCCUUACACUUGUCGAUGGUGGAGAAGAUCUUCAGAAUAUUCCAUUACAUCCACUCAUUCAACCAAAUCGUCACGUCGAUGUUAUUUUUGCCGUGGACUCAUCCGCUGACACUGAGUACAUCUGGCCCAAUGCUACUGCUCUCGUUGCAACCUAUCAGCGAUCACUAGCCGACGUGGCCAAUGGCACCACAUUCCCAAGCAUUCCCGAUCAGAAUACGAUAGUUAACCUUGGCCUCAACACCCAUCCGACGUUCUUCGGUUGUGAUACAUCAAACAUGACGGACGGAAUCAACGUGCCGCUGGUGGUCUACAUUCCAAACUCUCCAUACGUUACCUAUAGCAACUUUUCAACUUUUCAACUGUCAACGAACAACAGCUACCGAGAUGCUGUCAUUCUCAACGGCCAGAAUGUUGUCACGAUGGGCAACGGCACGGUAGAUGAGACAUGGCCAGCUUGUGCUGGAUGCGCCAUAUUAAGCCGAAGUCUUGAACGUACUCGCACUGAUAUCCCAGAGGUCUGUAACCAGUGUUUCGAACGGUUCUGCUGGAACGGAACCGUUGACUCGAGGGACCCUCCGCGAUAUGAGCCUACUGUACUUCUCGGUGAGAUCAAUAUCGCGAACAGUGCAGCUACCAGGUCCAUCAAUUGGUUGGCGGCUGGUGUAGCUGCUGCCGGUUUUGUUAUCACCACAAUUUAA
Exophiala bonariae is the source of this 1941-nucleotide messenger RNA. It is a transcript of the gene PLB1, whose product is annotated as Lysophospholipase 1. NCBI's taxonomy places the organism in Eukaryota, Fungi, Ascomycota, Eurotiomycetes, Chaetothyriales, Herpotrichiellaceae. The coding region runs from base 1 to 1941 and encodes 646 amino acids. Gene Ontology annotation, cellular component: cytosol; intracellular membrane-bounded organelle. Gene Ontology annotation, biological process: glycerophospholipid catabolic process. Gene Ontology annotation, molecular function: A2-type glycerophospholipase activity. The transcript has 2 exons. The record is from RefSeq and is a predicted model, not a curated record.